Oryzias latipes (Japanese medaka) is the source of this 1999-nucleotide messenger RNA. Its product is annotated as rho GDP-dissociation inhibitor 1. Lineage: Eukaryota; Metazoa; Chordata; Actinopteri; Beloniformes; Adrianichthyidae. The record is from RefSeq and is a predicted model, not a curated record. Gene Ontology annotation, biological process: Rho protein signal transduction. Gene Ontology annotation, molecular function: Rho GDP-dissociation inhibitor activity; protein binding. Gene Ontology annotation, cellular component: cytoplasm; cytosol; membrane.
CGCAGCCGGCGCGCGGGGCGGCGCCGUUUCUUUCUUCGCCAUACUUGCACAAACGCUCAGAUCAACGAACGCACUUAAAACCCUCCUCGGCACCGCAAAGUCCCGGCUUCUUUUUUUAUUUUUUAGAAUCAAGUCAUGGCUGAGGAUGACGUGACUCCGGAGCAGCUAGCAGCCAUCGCCGCGGAGAAUGAGGAGCCGGAGCCCGUCAACUACAAGCCGCCGGCCCAGAAGUCAGUGAAAGAGAUCCAGGAGCUGGACAAGGACGACGAAAGUCUGCGCAAAUAUAAAGAAGCUCUGCUCGGCCCCGGGAUCAGCGAGGCGGAUCCCAAUGCUCCCAACGUCCAGGUGACCCAGAUGACUCUGAUCUGUGAGACGGCUCCAAACCCGCUGAUCCUGGACCUGCAAGGUAAUCUGGAAGCUUUUAAGAAGCAGGCUUUUAUACUGAAGGAGGGAGUAGAAUACAAGAUAAAGAUCAGCUUUAAGGUAAACCGGGAGAUCGUUUCAGGACUGAAGUACGUGCAGGAGACGUACAGGAAAGGAAUGAAGAUUGACAAAACAGACUACAUGGUGGGCAGCUACGGGCCACGCGCCAACGAGUACGAGUUCUUCACCACGGUGGAGGAAGCGCCCAAAGGCCUGCUGGCCCGUGGGCACUACGUCAUCAAAUCCAAGUUCACCGACGACGACAAGCACAACCACCUGUCCUGGGAGUGGAACCUCAACAUCAAGAAAGACUGGAACGAUUGAAAGAGGCCUUUGAGUUCUGAAGGGGGGUGGGUUGAGAGGGGGGGGUUGGUGUCUUGAGGAUGUUUAAAUUCCUCACACCCGCCACCCCCCCCACGCACACUCCCAUAAUUCUCCUCCCAUUCCCGCCCUCAUCUUCACCGUGUCUGCCUUCUCAAUUUUAAGUUGCAUCUCAUGCCUUCGCCGCCACCUCAGUGUCUUAACGCCCCCCCCCCCCCCCUUGUCGGCAGUAGCAGCCCCCCCCUCCUUCAUCAUGACCCCCCUGUGCAUCCGUCCCUCCCCCGACUAAACCGUGCCAUGUAGCACCAUGAAGCCCACGCUUCGGUUCAGUUCGUUUUUUUUCUCCCCCCCGCUGCUUGAAGAGAUUAAUCCCGCCUCCUCCCUCCUCGCCGCCUCCCCUCCGGUUGUCUUCCUGUCAGUAUGAAGUCCACGUGGAAAAGCAACUGUACAAUCAACUUUAGUUAGCUUUAUUUUUUUUUUUUUUUUACAUAUAAAUAUAACCGUAUCCGUGGACGUAUAGUGUGAUUGUAUUCACCUCAUCAGCUGUUGUGUUCACCCCCCCAACACUAUCUUUUGGUAUAACCGAUAAAUGCCUUGUAACGGUUCCCAAAUGUAUCAACCCCCCCUCCAUGUGCUUUUUCAAAUGGGGGAGGAGCCAAAGCGAACAAAGGUUGGAAAGUUUCCAGACAGCUGCCUUACGCUCAAACUUGUGCCGUCAGGCAGCCUGCAGGGCUUUCAGCCGACCACCACACGGAGCCCGCCACGGUCUGACCCCCCCCAGGCGUAAAGGCUGUCUGGUGCUUCGAGGGGCUGAAUGUCCACAUAAUUAGGCAAACGCUUUUUCCUUGUCCUCUGCCUUAACAUGUCGUUACUUCUACCCUCAUUUCAUGCCAUCAGAAGGUCCCAGGUGAAGGGGCGUCGCAAAGAAUCCGAGGAGGCGGAGCCAGGCACCGCCCGCUGCUGCUACUCCCAGAGACCUCGGCGGUGUCUGGACUCGGAACCCUGAGCCGGUCCUGGACAGCGACCCGCUCUAAAGGGGUCGCGUGACACUACCAGAGGAAGGCCCCUCAGCUAGAACUCGUACUGUACCUGAACCUAUAGUAGCUCUUAGCUUGUUCCCAUAGCGACGUAUUCCUGUGACAUACAUUCCUUCACGUUGUACAGUUUCUAUGCGAACGCUGGCAUGCUGGUGGGGUUGUAUAUUCUUUCAUUUGUGAUUGCUCUUCUUAGUCAAUAAAGAUUUUGCUCAACUUGU